Molecule: messenger RNA, 3322 nt
Organism: Solanum tuberosum (potato)
Lineage: Eukaryota; Viridiplantae; Streptophyta; Magnoliopsida; Solanales; Solanaceae
Exons: 21
Coding region: 1-2868 (955 amino acids)
Source: RefSeq, a predicted model, not a curated record
AUGGUGGAACGAACGGGUCAGUAUCCGAAAAAGCAAACUGGUUUGGAAAAGGAAAAAUUACAAACAACUUUUAAAGUUCUCAAGUUUCCCGUCUCCCGCGUUUCUCAUCGAUUCCACAAUUCACUCACGCACGACGACGAGAUUAACUCUCAGGUUUCACUGAUACUCUCAGAUUUUGUUCACUCGAGUUCUCUCACCGGCUCUCGGGACUCAGAAGCUCACCAUUUCACUGUCAGAACUCCGCUCAGGAGCUCAGAAAAGCUCAGUAGUCCGCUUAGUCGCUCACUGCCUCGAUUUCACUCUCAGAAGCUCACGAUUUCUCUCUCAGAAUCAGAACUCUUCUCAGGUGCUCACGAUUUCUCAUUCUCUGCUACUGUGGAUGUUGCAAGGAAGAUUUCUUCCACGAUGUUACAAUGGAUGGGUGGGUCAAGGAGGAAAGUUGAUACUUCAAGAAGGUCAACACAGAAAAGGCAAAAGCAAUACUUUGAGCAAAGAAAAUGGCAAGAGCAGCAGAAAAAAAAUGCAAGAGAGAGCUUCUUUGAUGAGAAAAGCCCAUGUAAUCAGCAAGAAAAGAAUAGUCGUUCACUUGAUAUUCUGAGUUUACUAAACGUAUCAACAGGUUCUGGGGAACACAAGUCAAAUGUCCACUCAGCAAGGCAUAUUUAUGAGGACAAUCAAAUGCUACAGCCUUCUCCAGUGAUUCAAACAAAAGAAGUCAUUUAUCUUGGCCCCCUUCAACAUAAGGAAGGAACGUCACCAAGCUCCCAAGAUUAUGCAGCCUGCCCAAAUCAUACAUCAGUUGGAGCACCUGGAGGUCAUGAGAGAGGUUUGUACAACACCAAUGAUAAAGUAAACCCAUUGGCGAACUCUACAAGCAAACAACUCUCUAUCAUUGACAUACUUGGUGAUGAUGGACCGAACUAUGAGUUGGAAAGUUCAACUCAUGAAGGCCAUGUUGCAUUUUCGAUUGAAGGUUUAGGUAAAGUUGAAAUGUCUACCCCAGUUCAUUCACCGCAGCUACCUGGCAGACCCUUGGCAUAUGGUAGGCCCUCACCCCCAAGGGCAAGGAGAAAAGCUCUCUCAUCUGACUACCUUAACAAGGGAAUAGAUGGAAUUGACCUGGAAUUGGAUAGCAUGAUGGUGGAUGUAGAACUACCUUUUCAUACAAGUCCUUUCGACAGAUCCUCUUGCUCCAGGGGAGUACAAGAUUCACCUGGCAGUGCAGAACAUAAGUUACUAGAUACCAAAUGGUUCUCCUCUAAUAACAAUUUCACUUGUCUGUACACUUUUGAGAAUGAUGAAAUCUUCGGCAAAAACAAGGGAAGUUCACAUACAAUUUUGAAUGCAAAUUCCAGCUUCCCACUUCCUGAAAGCUUUCAUGAAGAUUAUUGUUCAUCUCAUUUAGAUGCUGUUUCCACUGAUUUUUGGAACAACCAAAGUUGUGGGAUGCGAGAAUUCAACUUUGAGGACUGUUAUAGUCGGGAUUUUGCCAAUUCUUGUAGUGCCAGAAAUUAUGGGAAGCAAGACACUUAUUUUGAUGACUCUUAUCAUCAGAAGCAAAGUGUCAGGAUGAAAGCCAAAUCAGAAUUCAACAUAAUAGAUGCACCUACUCCCUAUUCCAAGCACUUCAAACCAGAGAAUUUCAGUGUCUCGGAUGGAGAAUGGUGUUCCAUGGGAUGUACAAGUCCUCAUUUAAUGGAUUAUAUAGACCAUGUUGAUAGGACAUGGUUUGCAAAUGAAGAUGCAAGAGAUAAUUUGAGUUUAUUGAGCGAAGAAUCAUCCACUGCAGUGGUGGGUGACUUAGACACACAACAAAAGGUGAACUCAAAUAAUAAAAGGAGAAGCCAGGAGGUAUCUGAUGGGAGGAAAGAGACAAAAUUCUGUGAGAAGUUAUUUGCUAAUGAAAGAAACUGCAAGAGGAAUGAUAUUCAGCAAGGAAAGCCAACAAAGUUACCAUGGCUACCGAACCAAUCAAGAGCAAAGCCAGAAAAUUACAAUUCUGCAUUUUAUGAGAAGAGGUCAGACAUGAACAAUGAUGGACUGAGGGAGGCAAGAUGUGGUCCAGGAGAGUCAAAUUCUAGAUUCAGAUCUUUCUACCAAACUUCAGCGUCCAAAAGAUAUGUUUCCACUUGUUCCGACUUCUUGGUUGGAGAUGUCCUUACUGAUCAGGAGCCUAAGUUACAAGUUGACUCCCUACACAACCUCGAAGGGUCUAUCGAAUAUCCUGGUGAAUAUGCACCCUCAUGUUUUAUGAUGGAACCAAUAACUUUUGAACUAGAUAGCCCCGCAUGCACCUUCAGGAACUUGUUUCAGGAUGCCAAGAAGGGAUGUGGUGCUGAGAAUUCAUUACAUACUCUCGGUUCCCAUGGCACAGUAACAGGAAACAUUGUAAGAGAUGUUGGAAGCGAUGGAGAUAAAGGUGUUGAUAUCCUACCAUUUGAUAGCAGCCAAUUUGACCCCAAUACUGAAGUUUCUGGUAGGUGCAAGAGUUUCUCAUCAGGAAAGGAAAAGUCUAUGGAUGGAUCAAGUUCUGUCAAUGAGUGUAGUAACUGUGAUGAACCAAAAGAAAAAAUUCCAGAAGUGAAGGACAGGACAGGAUCGUUUAACUAUUCUGAAUGUGCAGAAGAAGCAUCUUCCUCUGUAGAGAUGUCCACUGUAUCAAAGGGGGAUCAGGACAGUUUAGAUAAAAAUCAGGAUACCCAAUCUUCACUUAGAUACCAAGCAGGAGAUGAAGUUACAAAAGAUGACAGCAGGUCUUCAUCAAAAGAAGGAAUGAUAACUACACGACAAAGUCACAACAUUCACCAAAAUGGGCAAGUGAUGAUGCUUGAGGCCGUGUCCUUCAAUUUUUACAUGUGCAGUUUUUGAAGGAAGCACAGGAUUAAAGAACUUGGACAAUGGAAUGGGGAGGGCAUGGAAGGUCUGACAAGCUUUGCAGGCAGCAAAUGAAGCGUAAAUGCCAAUUAGUGAACUGAGGGCAAGCAAGGCAACUGGGACAACAUUAAAAGUUUCAUGUGUACUUGGUAUAAACUAUAGCUGACUAAACUUAAUGCCAAAUGCCUGCUAUUAAUGUACGCUAAGAGGCAUACAAAGCUACAUGAAUUCAAGAAACGUUCAUAGAAAUGUCUCUUUUAUCUCCUUUAAUUUUUCUUCUCGUGGUGGUCCAGCUAAAUGGUGUCUAUUUGCUUUCAUUGUCUUAUUAUAUAGAGAGAGAUGAAAGCUCAAAAAAAUCCUGCCUUAAAAGGUUCUGAUAUACUCCUCAACUGUGGGGCGAUUUAGAGUUGAUAUAUUCUUUGUUAUAAAAGUGAUUCACAUUUACAUA